AUGGAUGCGCCUACUCCUACUUAUACUUUUGAUAAUCGUGGUGUCCCUACUGAUCCUCAAGUUCUGAAAGUCUAUAACGGUUUGAGUAGGACCCAAAGAACCACGUACAAUACACUCGACGAUCAGGCGAAAAGCGCUUUCUUGUAUGGAAUUGCGGAAGAAAAGAAAAAACCGCGACAUUAUCUCAAUCUUCUUUAUGCUGUGAUCAACUUACUUUCCGUCAUCGGUUUUAAUAUUUGGAGCCACUAUCAAAGACGAGACAGUCUAAAAGAUUUUAUUAAAUGUUAUAACCUUGAACAAGAUUUUACUAAAUGCUGGAGUAACUAUAAGCCUGAACAAGACGUUAUCCUUUACCAAUUGUGCAUUCUCUUUGGAACUCACAUUGGGAUGGUAUUCAUAACAGCAAUAAUAGAAGGAUUGUUUAAUAAGUUUCAAGUGUUGUUCAUCAUCGUUCCAAUAAUUACUGGGAUAGGGUUGGCAAUAGCGGGAGGCCUAAUUUGGACGUUGGCAUCUACUGCGAUUUCUUUUGUAGAAGUUGGCAUAUUGUUUGCCGAGAGUGCCAUGUAUUAUUUUAGUGUAUACCAUCGAUAA
This is a messenger RNA of Ambispora leptoticha, 591 nucleotides long. The record is from the annotation of a GenBank genome assembly. Lineage: Eukaryota; Fungi; Glomeromycota; Glomeromycetes; Archaeosporales; Ambisporaceae.